ACUGAGGUUGUUUGCACCGUAGCCAGGAAAGAACCAAAGCUUCCUUAGCAUGAAGGAUGACAACGACUUUACAGCCGCUUAACUGUGACUUCGGACACAAACAGCGGAAAGUGGCUUUCUUUUCUCCUUCCCCUUGAUCAGCUUUCUAAAUAAGUGAUUUCCGGAGAUUUAGGAUGGCUCAUGCUGCUGUUACUUGUCUCAUCGAAACGAUAGAGCGUCUAGCGUGCUUCACUUGUCUUGCUUUUGAAAUUGAUCAUUUGCAAUUCCAGCUUAAUAAAAGCGUUGCAGGGACAACAGAACAGAUCACGAACUAUGCAGAAGGAUUUCGUAGACGUUUACCGCAGACAUUGGACUUGCAUUUUGAACAUUCUCGAGAUUGUGCUUUGAUGUAUGCACAUGAUGGGCGAAUAAAAAAGCUUAUCAAUAGAUUCCAGAGAAAACUUGGAAGUCCUUUAGAAUGGAAUCAAAUAGGUGACUAUGUAUCUUCAGAGUCUAAGCUACUUGUUUGUGAUAGUAUAACGUCUUGUUCUAUAAGUAAGCCUGCAUUUAGAUCCAUAAAACUGAAACAAGUGAUAUCUAGGGAAUUCUUUGAAAGACCGCCUGGCAAAAUAAUAUUUCUUGGCAAGUGUUUAAAUGAAUUCUUGCAGAACUGUCUAAAGGAUGCUGCUACUGUCUGCAAUGACCCAAAAAAGUUGGAAUGUCUGGAAGGACGUAUCGUGGAUGUGGCUUAUAGUACACAAGAUGUGAUUGAAGACUUCAUGUUCAAUACUUCUAUUGAGUCAAAGGUAAUGAACUAUGUCAUCUGUUUCUUGAACUCUGAUCCCAGAUCAUUUGCGGAGAGGCUCAGUUUUAAGUCAGAGGUGCAGCAUAUUUUUGACAAGAAGUAUGGCAUACAUCAAUGUUUACAGCAGACACUUGUAAGCAUUGAUUCCAUUGGGAGAGAACUUGGAAAUAUCUAUGUUGAUCCUCUCACAAGUGAAAAUGAGCAACUAGGAGGUGCAUCGGUGAAUGAUUCCUUUUCACCUAACCCAAAUCAGAGAAAUGAGGUGGUAGGCCUUGAUGAUGAUUGUCAAUCAAUUUUUGAUAGACUCAUAACUGUACCAUCUCGAUUAGAAAUAGUUGCAAUUGUGGGGAUGGGAGGCAUCGGUAAAACAACUCUUGCAAGAAGAGUUUUUGAUGACCUUUCUACUGUUUACAACUUUCAUGUUCGUGCCUGGGCAACAGUUUCUCAAGUUUUUCGAUUGAGAGAUGUGCUGCUAGCGCUUCUGUGCUCUACUACUCAUGUCACUGAUGAAAUAUACAGGAAGACUAAUGAGGAACUAGCUCAGGACCUGUAUAGAAGUUUAAAGGGUAAGAGAUAUCUUAUUGUAAUGGAUGAUAUAUGGAAUACCCUGGCUUGGGAUGAUGUCAAAUUAUGCUUUCCAGAUGACGAAAAUGCAAGUCGCGUUUUAGUGACAACUCGACUUUCUGAAGUGGCUCAUUGUGUGAAUCCCAACUCUACUCCUCACUUGAUGAAUCUCCUGGAUUUAGAUAACAGCUGGAAGCUUCUCCACGGAAUGGUGUUUGGGAAAGAAAGUUGCCCUCUUCACUUGGUUGAUAUUGGGAAAACGAUUGCCAGAAAAUGCCAGGGACUACCUCUUGCAAUCAUUGUUAUUGCUGGUCUUCUCUCUCGAAUCAGGAGAACAAGUGAUUGCUGGAAGAGUAUUGCAGAUAAUGUAAGUUCCGCUGUAAAUACUGAUUCAGAACAGUGCAUAGAAAUUCUUGCUUUGAGUUACAACUACUUACCUCAUCACCUGAAAGCUUGCUUCCUUUAUAUGGGAGCUUUCCCUGAAGAUGGUGAGAUUGAAGUUAAGAAAUUGAUACGCUUGUGGGUUGCCGAGGGCUUCUUGGAUAAACAAUUACCAAGACUUGCUGAACGAGCGGCUGCUGUUUUAAGUGAUCGAGAAGCAAUUGCAGAGAAUUUCUUGGAAGAUCUUAUUGGCAGAAACCUAGUUUUGGUUGCAAAGAGGAGCUUCAGUGGGAGAAACAAAACAUGUCGUAUCCAUGAUCUCUUGCGAGAGUUAUGCUUGAGAGAAGCUCAAAGAGAAAACUUUAUGUGUUUGAUAAAAAGGGACAUCCAUUGCCUUCCUGCAGGAAUAAAUAGACAACGGCGCAUUAGUUUCCACUCAGAAUUUUGUGGUGAUCUGCGAUCUGUUCCUGCAAUUCCACAUGUCCGGUCCUUUCUAAUGUUUAGUCUUGGUUUAGGCUUUCCAGCUGAUAUCUUCUUGCUUCAAUUGGGCUUCAAGUUGUUGAGAGUACUAGACAUAAUCUUUUUGCGUUCUGAACAUUUCCCCACUCAAAUACUAAAGUUGGUUCAUUUGAGGUACCUUGCACUCACUGCUACCUAUGAGCUUCCAGCAUCAAUAUCGAAACUUUGUAAUCUUCAAACUCUAAUCAUUCAUGGUCCAUGGAUCCUGAGUGAAAAUGGGGAAAGCCCAACAAUAUUUUUUGAAUACUGGAAUAUGCCAUGGCUGAGGCAUCUUGGAUUCACUGUUACUUGUUCUUUGUGUAUUCCUCCUAUUUCAGAGAACAACUAUCCCUAUCCAUUGGCUCCAAUCCUCCAAACACUAUCCACAAUAAGGCUUACUAGUUGCACCAGGGAAGUUUUUCGAAGUAUGCCAUAUCUUAGGAGGCUUGCAAUCUGUGAAACUAAAGAAGACCACAAUACCAAUGAAACCUCAAAAUACCUCAGCAGUCUAGUCCACUUGCCUUUACUUGAAGCAUUGAAAUGUUCCUUUUACAGAGACGCCAAACCAUGGAGAACGUUACCUUGGGAUGCUUUUCCAUCCAAUCUCAGGAAAUUGACUUUAAGUUGGAGCUAUCUUCCCUGGGAGGACAUGACCAAUAUUUCCAGGUUGCCAAAACUUGAGGUGCUCAAGUUGAGAAAUUAUGCUUUCCUUGGACCAGAGUGGGAACCACCUGAAGAUGGAUUUUUGCAUCUGAAGCAGCUGCUGAUUGAGAACAGUGAUUUAGUGCAGUGGAAUGCCUCCACCAUUCACUUUCCAAGCCUUGAUCACCUAGUUUUGGUUGCUUGUAGGUUCCUCGAGGAGAUCCCUGUCGAAAUAGGGGAAAUUCCUACCCUGCGGCUAUUGGAGUUGCACAACUGUAGUAAAUCUGCUGAGAUUUCUGCUAAAGAAAUUGGAGAACAAGUUGAAGGCCUUCAAGUUAUUAUCAGAAGUGAUCUGUAAAUAAGACACAUUCUUAAAUAUUUAAUACGAUUUUCAUUUUAAAUUGCAUAAUUGCACUUAUCAGUGUGUCUAAACUCUAACGCAUUGGCAUAUUAUGUAUGAGCAAGCUUCUGCUCUUUCCCAACACCACCUCCCACUUUUCUUGGAAUACCUUAUACCGCUCCUAUAGGCUACUGAUAUCCGACUGUUC
Molecule: messenger RNA, 3417 nt
Organism: Coffea eugenioides
Lineage: Eukaryota; Viridiplantae; Streptophyta; Magnoliopsida; Gentianales; Rubiaceae
Product: putative late blight resistance protein homolog R1B-17
Exons: 2
Coding region: 174-3227 (1017 amino acids)
Biological process (GO): defense response to other organism
Molecular function (GO): ADP binding
Source: RefSeq, a predicted model, not a curated record